AUGAAAUCCAAAAUUCGGUAUUGACAAACAAAAUCCCGUAAUGGCCAAAGAGCUCCAAGUGAUGGGAGAAAACUAUUUGAAAAUCACAAAAACAAUAUUUCAGCAGAAUUUGCCCAAGCUUUAAACCUUGAUGUUAAAAGGACUCCUUCUAUUUCUCCUGAUCACUCAUUAUCAGGAGAAAGCAAUCAAUCAUUUGAUUCAAUUCAUAGAAGAAGCCCUGUCUUUAUGUCUUUAGAAGACAGUUAUAGCAAGCCUUUCGCAGCCAAAAGAGACAGAGAAUAUGCGAAUUUGCUUAAAAUCAAUAGCAGAUCUUCAUUUGUUGAAAAAUUUCCACAGAAAGAGAAGAGAAUUUUUAGUAAAAUGAAUGACUUGUAUAGUAUGAAGCCUAAUAAAUCUAUGGAUAAAUUGAUUGAAGAAAAUCUGAGAAUGUUAGAAAAAAAUCAUAAAAGGAGAAUUAUAUCGCAGGAUAGAGGGAAUUCGUUAGAGCAUUUACCGAUGUUUAAUAAACAGGUUUAUACGAAAAAACAGCCAAAAUAUAUUAUAAGUAAUCCGAUUUCUCUGGAAAAUAAGAUAUUUCCUGAGGUAAGAAGAAAAAUAUCUAAUUUUAGAGAUAUUAUUGUAAAUCAACCUAAUUACUAUUAUUAA
This is a messenger RNA of Blepharisma stoltei, 645 nucleotides long. The record is from the annotation of a GenBank genome assembly. NCBI's taxonomy places the organism in Eukaryota, Ciliophora, Heterotrichea, Heterotrichida, Blepharismidae.